This is a messenger RNA of Apaloderma vittatum (bar-tailed trogon), 645 nucleotides long. RefSeq names its product suppressor of G2 allele of SKP1 homolog. NCBI's taxonomy places the organism in Eukaryota, Metazoa, Chordata, Aves, Trogoniformes, Trogonidae. The record is from RefSeq and is a predicted model, not a curated record. The transcript is spliced from 9 exons. Gene Ontology annotation, molecular function: protein-folding chaperone binding. Gene Ontology annotation, biological process: protein stabilization. The annotation marks the transcript as partial.
AUGCGAGUGGUUCUGUCAGAGUGCUUGGCCUGCGGAGAGAGGGGAGAGCAGAACAAAACAGCCGCCAACUUUCUCUUCCAUGUCUGUAGAACCCGCCUGGACGCGGGUUCUGAACUGACAACAGCUUUGGAAAAGAAUCCAGAUGAUGCCGAACAUUAUUGUCAACGAGCUUACGCUUACAUUCUUCUGCAAAAAUACGCUGAUGCAGUUGCCGAUGCAAAGAAGUCCCUAGAACUCAACCCCAGUAAUGCUGUAGCACUCCUUAGAAAAGGGUUAGGUGAAUAUCAUAUCAAAAACUAUGCAUCUGCUUUAGAGGCUUUCAGAGAGGGCCAGAGGUUGGACAAUGUAGAUGAUACCUUUACUAUUUGGAUUAAAAGAUGUGAAGAAACACUAAAUGCAUCACAGACAGAAGUGCAGCAACCUCUGCCACCAAAGAUCAAAUACGACUGGUACCAAACGGAAUCUCAAGUAAUUGUGACUAUAAUGAUCAAGAAUGCACAGAAGGAUGAUGUCAGCGUGCAGUUCUCAGAGAAAGAGAUGAAUGCAUCCGUGAGACUUCCAUCAGGUGAAGACUACAACUUAAAGCUUGUUCUUCUUCAUUCUGUAGUGCCAGAGCAAAGUACAUUUAAAGUGCUUUCAACAAAG